AGCGGGGAGCCCGCGGACCUUCGGACGCAGCCGCUGCUUUAUCGUAUUACCAUCAUCUAAAGCCACGCGCGCUGAUUUGCACCGCCCGCUGCGGCGGUCUGCGCUCAGCCGCUCAGGGCUUCGUACUUUGCUGUUCGGUCCGGGAUGAAGUUCUUCGCUCUUUGUGCGCUGCUUUCGCUCUGCAGCGCCACCAGCACGGCAGCUGCUGGAGAAUUUGUAUCAUUGGCAGAGAGGGAGGACGCCCUGCUGAGGGACCUGUUUCAGGGCUACCAGCGAUGGGUGCGGCCCACCCAGCACUCGAACAACACAGUCAAAGUGCGCUUUGGCCUGAAGAUAUCGCAGCUUGUGGAUGUGGAUGAGAAGAAUCAGCUUAUGACAACAAAUGUGUGGCUCUGGCAGGAAUGGAUAGAUUAUAAACUGAGGUGGAACCCAGAGGACUACGGCGGUAUCACUUUCAUCAGAGUUCCAUCAGAGAGCAUUUGGCUGCCGGACAUCGUUCUGUAUGAGAAUGCUGAUGGACGUUUUGAAGGCUCUCUAAUGACCAAAGCCAUUAUAAAGUAUAACGGCGCCGUCACUUGGACCCCCCCGGCCAGCUACAAGUCUGCCUGUACCAUGGACGUCACAUUCUUCCCAUUCGACCGGCAGAACUGCUCCAUGAAAUUCGGCUCGUGGACCUAUGAUGGGACCAUGGUGGACUUGGUGCUGGUGAACCACCAAGUGGACCGCAGUGACUUCUUCGACAAUGGCGAGUGGGAGAUUUUGAGUGCCACCGGUAUGAAGGGCAACCGACGUGACGGUACACUGUCCUACCCCUUCAUCACCUACUCCUUCAUUCUAAAACGUCUUCCUCUCUUCUACACACUCUUCCUCAUCAUCCCCUGCUUGGGCCUAUCCUUCCUCACCGUGCUGGUCUUCUACUUGCCGUCGGACGAGGGCGAGAAAGUCUCACUGUCCACCUCUGUCCUUGUCUCCCUCACUGUCUUCCUGCUGGUCAUUGAGGAGAUCAUCCCAUCCUCCUCCAAGGUCAUCCCCCUGAUUGGCGAAUACCUGCUCUUCAUCAUGAUCUUUGUCACCCUGUCCAUCAUAGUCACCGUGUUCGUGAUAAACGUGCACCACCGCUCCUCCGCCACCUACCACCCCAUGUCCCCCUGGGUUCGCUCGCUCUUCCUGCAGCGGCUGCCGCACCUGCUAUGUAUGAGGGGUCACACUGACCGCUACCACUACCCUGAGCUGGAGCCCCACAGCCCCGAGCUGAAGCCCCGCAUCAGGAAGGCUCCCCCAGGCCCUGAGGGCGAAGGUCAGGCUCUGGUCAACAUGUUGGAAAAGGCGACAUGUUCCGUCCGCUACAUCUCGCGACACAUCCGCAAGGAACAUUUCAUCCGAGAGGUGGUGCAGGACUGGAAGUUUGUGGCUCAAGUGCUGGACAGAAUCUUCCUCUGGGUCUUCCUCACUGUCUCUGUACUGGGUACCAUCCUCAUCUUCACUCCUGCCCUAAAGAUGUUUCUCCGCACGCCGCCUCCUUCCUCAGCUCCAUAGAGUCCCAUACUGAUUCUCACAGGAGAUGCAGUGGACCUUUAAGCUAGGGUCGGGUAUUGUACACCAGGUCUUUGUAGUGACUAGAAUUAUUUUGCACAUUCCGAUUCUUCAUUUCAUUACUCUGCUACAUGCAUGCCUUAGUCAUUUUACCUAUAGUGGAAGUGGUGCAGCACAGACAGCAAAGCAGAACAUUUCCACAAGGGUUUUGUUUUUACAGCAGUUGUGAGUGAAAAAUUCAAAAUUGCAAUUUAAGAGUGUGAAAUUCAGAUUUCAAAUAGCUUACAUCAUAUUUGCAAAAGCAAGUUUUAAAUGAGGAAAUUUGACCCAGAUACACUGGUACUCUGUCUUUAAGAGAGUCAGACCAAUCAGAAGCAGCCACGUGUUUUAUACAUGAAAACACAAUCACAACUAACUGGCAGCCUGUUGCAGAAAAGGUGGAUAUGCUAAUGCUGGC
Molecule: messenger RNA, 1990 nt
Organism: Pygocentrus nattereri (red-bellied piranha)
Lineage: Eukaryota; Metazoa; Chordata; Actinopteri; Characiformes; Serrasalmidae
Gene: chrnb3b
Product: cholinergic receptor nicotinic beta 3 subunit b
Exons: 6
Coding region: 145-1536 (463 amino acids)
Biological process (GO): nervous system process; signal transduction; regulation of membrane potential
Cellular component (GO): postsynaptic membrane; neuron projection; synapse
Molecular function (GO): acetylcholine-gated monoatomic cation-selective channel activity; transmembrane signaling receptor activity
Source: RefSeq, a predicted model, not a curated record